CCGGUCGCAAACACGUCCCGUGUGAUGACACGGGCGGCUGACUAAUGGGUUGAGAAUAAUACAUCUGUGUGUUUUCCGUGCCACCUGAGCAGGCGCUCUCUGGGCUCCUCUAUAUAAGACGGAGCAGAGCAAGGAGGGACCACGAAACAGCUCCUGGGAGCCCUCAAGGAGGACAUAGCCGAGAGAAGAAGUGUGCAGAGAGAAAGAAAGUGCGCAGACAGGACACUCUCCACCUGCCCAGCAGCACCAACCAGCAGGCGACAAGCUCUCCAUAACCAGCAGCCGACAAUCCAGAAAGACGCACCAUGAAAGGCAUCCACUCUUUGGCAGCACUCCUGCUCCUGGUCCUUGUGCAGAGCAGCUGGCAAAUCCCCGAGCAAGACACAGAGGACAACUCCAGCCUCUUGACAGAAGACACGCUUUACAGUGAACCAAUGAAGAGACAUUCAGAGGGCACCUUCUCCAACGACUACAGUAAAUACCUGGAGUCACGGCGAGCGCAGGACUUUGUUCAGUGGCUGAUGAACUCUAAGAGGAGUGGUGGCCCAACAAGACGCCACGCCGACGGCACCUACACCAGCGAUGUCAGCUCCUACCUUCAGGACCAGGCAGCCAAGGAGUUUGUGUCCUGGCUCAAGACAGGCAGGGGCAGGAGAGAGUAACGUUGCUCGGCACAGAGAGAGAAACCACCAGCUCCGGCCUAACAGCCCCAGAGGAGAACACAGAACCCCUGCAUACUCCCCCUGCUCCGGUCCAGAUUUUAUAAGGCCAGUAUUGUCACUGAUCACUCCAAUAAAUUUGCUGAAUCAAAAGCUCUGAA
Molecule: messenger RNA, 820 nt
Organism: Clupea harengus (Atlantic herring)
Lineage: Eukaryota; Metazoa; Chordata; Actinopteri; Clupeiformes; Clupeidae
Gene: gcgb
Product: glucagon b
Biological process (GO): response to starvation
Cellular component (GO): extracellular region
Molecular function (GO): hormone activity; glucagon receptor binding
Source: RefSeq, a predicted model, not a curated record